Messenger RNA from Microplitis mediator, 3245 nucleotides. It is a transcript of the gene GlcAT-P, whose product is annotated as galactosylgalactosylxylosylprotein 3-beta-glucuronosyltransferase P-like. Gene Ontology annotation, molecular function: galactosylgalactosylxylosylprotein 3-beta-glucuronosyltransferase activity. The transcript is spliced from 6 exons. The record is from RefSeq and is a predicted model, not a curated record. Gene Ontology annotation, cellular component: Golgi membrane. Bases 664 to 1836 code for a protein of 390 amino acids. Gene Ontology annotation, biological process: chondroitin sulfate proteoglycan biosynthetic process; carbohydrate metabolic process. NCBI's taxonomy places the organism in Eukaryota, Metazoa, Arthropoda, Insecta, Hymenoptera, Braconidae.
UUUAAUAUUUUUUAAAUUAUUCAAAAUUUUAAAUUAAACUUUUUUUUAUGAAUAAUUAAAUUUUUUUUUUUUAAUAAUUUUAAUUUUUGAUGGUAAAUAAAAAAUUUAGAAAUUGUUGUUUUUUUUUUUUUUUUUUUAAAUAAAUGACAAUAAAGUCAGCAGUAAAAAAAUUAAUAACAACAAAUUAUAAAAAUACAUAUGCGUAUAUAUCAACAGUUUAAAACACCAAGGAUAUUUGAAAAUAUGAAAUAUAAUAUUUAGUACUUAAAUAUAUAUAUAUAGUGAGCAGUUAUAAUUUAUAAAAGUUAUCUGUGUUAUUUAUGUUAAUAAAUUUUGCGACAAAGUGACACAAGUGUUUAGUCAUUUGGAGAAUUGUUCAGUGUGUCGUCCGGAUGUUACGUAUUUUGAAUCAACGUUUACAAUUAUCAAUUUAAAUGAAAAAUGAAAAAUGAAAUAUAAAAAUGCGAGAGUGAAAAAUAAACAAGAGUAGCAAAAAAAAUAAAAAAAAAAAAAAAAAAAAAAGAUAGGACAAUGCAGCAAAACAUUUAACAAUAAAUGUUUGUUGAUAACGAGAGCACAACUAAAAUGUUAUUUUGAGAAAAUAAAUUUGAUUUACGUCGAAGGCGAGACGGCGAGAGAAGACAUAUCAAUCAAAUAUAGCAUAUGGGUAUCGAUACAAUGAAGCCCUCAAUGAAGGUUGGAGUAGUUGCUUUAGUCGGAGUAUGUGUUAUCCUAUAUCAGUACCACUUAUCAGCUGGUGUAAGGUUCGAUCAGUUAACUGAUCAGAUAAAUGCUGGUGAUCCUGUUGUACCUUACGCGGCUGCUAAUAUUCCCAAUAAUGAACUCGAGGAUGAUGAUAAUAAUAGUUAUAUUAAUAAAGUAACUGAAGAUAAGAUAAGAGCGGCGGUGCAGUGGGUCCAAAAUGUUCACGGUCUGAGUCCAGAUUUGCAAAACAUUUUAGUUGCUGAAUUAAUAAACCAAUUUCGUAAGAACAGAAUACCUUUGCCAUUGCAAAUUAAAACGUCUGAUGAUUUGACAGUUAAGCAACGGACACAACAAGUCACGACAAUCAACGUACCGGUAGAAAAAAUUCCACCACUUUAUAUAAUAACGCCAACUUAUAGGAGACCUGAACAAAUUCCUGAACUCAUAAGAAUGUCUCAUACAUUAUUGUUGGUUGAAAAUGUACAUUGGUUAGUUAUAGAAGACGCUAAAGUACAGACUAAAGAAGUUACUAAAUUUUUAAAUCGCACUGGUCUAAAAUUCGACCAUCUGACAGCACCAAUGCCAGCAAAAUAUAAACAAAAAAAAGGUGUAAAACCACGAGGUGUUUCUAACAGAAAUCGCGGUCUUAAAUGGAUUCGCGCAAAUGCAACAGAAGGAGUUUUUUAUUUUGCCGACGAUGACAAUACAUAUGACCUCGAUCUUUUUGACCAAAUACGGAGGACUAAAAAAGUGUCAAUGUUUCCUGUGGGACUGUGUACAAAGUUUGGUUUGAGUUCCCCGGUCGUAAAAGACGGCAAGUUCAUUGGAUUUUACGACGGAUGGGUAGCAGGCCGUAGGUUUCCUGUUGACAUGGCGGGUUUCGCGGUCAGCGUUAAAUUUCUUCUUCAAAGGCCAAAUGCUACGAUGCCUUAUCGUGCUGGGUUUGAAGAGGACGGUUUCUUACGUAGUUUAGCACCGUUUGAACCACGUGAAAUAGAACUACUGGGUGAUAAUUGUACAAGAGUACUUGCGUGGCAUACACAGACAAAAAAAAAUGAACCAAGUGCUCCACUUGAUAUGAAAAUUUAUCGGUCAACAAAUCUUGUUGAAUUGAAACAACAAAUAGUAUGAUAAUAAUUAUGUCCAUUAUGACAAAUAAUGUUCUAAUAAUUUUUUAAAUAACUAAUUAUAACUGUAUCCGUAAUGUUUGGUCUAUAAUAAUACCAAAGCUAGUGCUAGACCAUCAAUUGCACUUAAUAAUGUGAUCCAGUGCCUACAAAUGACCCCACUUUAAUUAAUAUUCAUUUUUAUUAAUUAUAAUAUUUAUCAACUUACAAUAAUAAUUAAUAUUUAUUAUUUUAAAUUUAUGCGGCUUGUCAUUAGUUCACUCACUUAUUCAGUCUUUUUGAGUAAAAAAAACUUAAAAGACUGAAUUUUUAAAUAAUUUUAACAGUUGAAAAAUUAAUAGUUAUUUUAAAUAAACCCGUGAUUUAGUUUUUAAAAAUUAAAUAAGUUAUUGGUAUUUAUUAUGGAUGGGAUAAUUUUAAAAGUGAUAAAAGUUCGAGCGCUUCCGAGUUGUGCAGCAGCUUCUAUUGCUCCUCAUUAAUUAAAUAAAAUAAAAAUUUCAAAAUUAAUACUCUACAUACUCUGGUAUUUAAAAAGUUUAUAUUUCCGUAACUAGAUUUAAGAUUUUGAUGUUUGUUUUUAAAUUUUAAACUGACAAGAAAAUAUGGUUUUUGUCAGUAAUUUAAAAAUUUUUAGUAUUAAAUAUUUAAAAAUUUCAAUAAUUUUAAAUAAAAAAAAAAACUUCAAUUUUUUAAACUCUAGUUACUAUUGAAACUUUUAAAAAAAAAUAAUAGUAAAUAAAAAAAAAUAAUUAUGAUGAAUAUAAAUAAAAAUAAUGAUACUGAAGUUAGCCGACGUCUGAUAAUUUUUUGAUUUUUUUUUAAACGAUAAAUUAUAAAAAAAAAAAUAUUCGAAAAAAUUGCACCUGUAGUUUUUUAAAUUUUCUACAUGUGCAUAUUUUUAGUUUUUGAUUUUUGUAAUUGAUUUGUUUAAAAAAAAAAUCCGAAAAUUACUAAUUGUCUGCUAACUUCAAGGUCAUAUAAAAAUAAUUGUAUUAAUAAAAGUCAUAAAAAUAAAGCAAUAAAUAAAUAAUGGAGCUUAGAAAUUGAAUACGCAUUGUUACGUAAAGCAUUUUAAAAAUAAAAUGCAUAUUUGCAUAUUUAAUUGUAGCAUAUGCAUAUCGAGUCCCUUGCACAACUAUGAGAUUUUAUAAUAAGAAUUAGUUGUAAGUUAAAUUUAUUAUUAAAAUAAUAAAUAAAUGAAAAUCACAGGAUAGUGGAUUCAAUUGGGAGACAAUACUGAGUAAUAAAAAUAUUUAUACUGCAAUUAAAUUAAUUUUAAUAUUUAAUUAAAACUAAAAAAAAAAAAAGUUAUAUGCACAAAAAUGCAAAUUAAUAAAUUCACUUAUUAUUUAUUUGUGUAAUAAUUAUUGAUUUUUUUUUAUGAUUUUUAAUUUUAAUUCAAAUGACGAGUAU